This is a messenger RNA of Onychostoma macrolepis, 2699 nucleotides long. It is a transcript of the gene glipr2, whose product is annotated as GLI pathogenesis-related 2. The coding region runs from base 143 to 2395 and encodes 750 amino acids. The transcript is spliced from 17 exons. NCBI's taxonomy places the organism in Eukaryota, Metazoa, Chordata, Actinopteri, Cypriniformes, Cyprinidae. The record is from RefSeq and is a predicted model, not a curated record. Gene Ontology annotation, cellular component: extracellular region.
ACAGAUAUAUAGUUCAUAGAUUUCACAGCUAGUAAGCAAGAUACAGGGAAGGAGAGAGAGAGAGAGAAAAAAACAGAGUGUUCAAAGAAAUAAAUUCCUGCCUCAAGGAGACUACAGGACAGUCUGUCACAUAGCUUCAUGCAUGGCGGGCAACAGUUUUGAGGCUGAGUUCCUGCAGACUCACAAUGCAUAUCGCAAACAGCAUGGAGCGCCGCCCCUCACCAUAAACAAAAACCUGUGCCGCUCCGCUCAGGUAUGGGCGGAGCAUCUGCUGUCAAUCACGACCCUCAAACACAGCAACAAGGACUACGGGGAAAAUCUGUAUUAUGCUUGGAGUUCAGCUACCAAAAAACUCUCAGGGCAUGAAGCAGUGGAAAGAUGGUACAGUGAAAUUAAAGAAUACAACUUCAGCAGGCCUGGAUUUAGCUCCAAAACAGGUCACUUCACACAGGUGGUGUGGAAGGACACUAAGGAGGUGGGCGUUGGAUUGGCCACUGAUGGGAACGCAGUUUUUGUGGUGGGUCAGUACCUCCCAGCAGGAAACAUCACAAAUGCGGGUUAUUUUGAAAAAAAUGUCUUACCGGCAGGCAGCAAAGUAUAUUCAAAGUCCACUGGCACAACUGACAAAGUGGGGCAAGUGCAUGGUGGCACUCAUUCAAACAAAGCGCCCUCAGUUCCUCGCAGUACUGAAAUAGCACCACCAGGGGGUCAAGGAGUGCGUCAAGUGCAAAGUGGCUUAAAGGCAGACAGCAACUUUGAAGCUGAGUUCCUGCAGACUCACAAUGCAUAUCGCAAACAGCAUGGAGCGCCGCCCCUCACCAUAAACAAAAACCUGUGCAGCUCCGCUCAGGUAUGGGCGGAGCAUCUGCUGUCAAUCACGACCCUCAAACACAGCAACAAGGACUACGGGGAAAAUCUGUAUUAUGCUUGGAGUUCAGCUACCAAAAAACUCUCAGGGCAUGAAGCAGUGGAAAGCUGGUACAGUGAAAUUAAAGAUUACAACUUCAGCAGGCCUGGAUUUAGCUCCAAAACAGGUCACUUCACACAGGUGGUGUGGAAGGACACUAAGGAGGUGGGCGUUGGAUUGGCCACUGAUGGGAACGCAGUUUUUGUGGUGGGUCAGUACCUCCCAGCAGGAAACAUCACAAAUGCGGGUUAUUUUGAAAAAAAUGUCUUACCGGCAGGCAGCAAAGUAGAUUCAAAGUCCACUGGCACAACUGACAAAGUGGGGCAAGUGCAUGGUGGCACUCAUUCAAACAAAGCGCCCUCAGUUCCUCGCAGUACUGAAAUAGCACCACCAGGGGGUCAAGGAGUGCGUCAAGUGCAAAGUGGCUUAAAGGCAGACAGCAACUUUGAAGCUGAGUUCCUGCAGACUCACAAUGCAUAUCGCAAACAGCAUGGAGCGCCGCCCCUCACCAUAAACAAAAACUUGUGCCGCUCCUCACAGGAGUGGGCUGAACACCUGCUGUCAAUCAGGACCCUCAUGCAUAGUAAUGGAGAGUAUGGAGAGAAUGUGUAUUACGCUUGGAGCUCAGCUAACAAAAAACUCACAGGACGUGAGGCAGUGGAAAGCUGGUACAGUGAAAUUAAAGACUACAACUUCAGCAGACCUGGAUUCACCUCCAAAACAGGUCACUUCACACAGGUGGUGUGGAAGGACACGAAGGAGGUGGGGGUUGGACUGGCCACUGAUGGGAACACAACUUUUGUAGUGGGUCAGUACCUCCCAGCAGGAAACAUCAGCAAUGCUGGAUAUUUUGAAAGAAACGUUCUGCCAGCAGGCUCCAAAGCAGACUUCAAACCCUCCCCGUCUGCUGACAGAGUUGGACAAGUACUUGCUGCUCUCAGCAUCAAGUCAAACCAAUUGCCUUCAUCACCUCACAGUUCUGGACCAGCACCACGUAAGAGUCAGUGUCCGCAGAGCAGCAGUUCAGAAGGUGAGAACUUGUCCCAGUUUCGUCAGUCUCUCCUUGAAGCUCAAAAUGAUUACAGACGGCAACAUGGAGCACGGCCUCUGUCACUGUGCUCCGUCCUCAGUAAAGAGGCUCAGGAUUGGGCAGCACAUCUGAUUAGCAUUAAUGCCCUAAAGAACAGCAGCAAAGGUUAUGGAGAGGCUAUGUCAUACAUGUGGACGUCCACCAUGGUGCCUCCAACAGGAAAAGCGGUUGCUGAAUCAUGGUACAAGGAAAAUGUGAAGUACAACUUUGCAAACCCUGGCUUUCAGAAUGGAACUGGUAACUUCACCCAGAUGAUCUGGAGGUCUACAGAGCAGGUUGGGGUCGGCCUGGCAUCAGAUGGAAAGGGCAAAUUUAUUACUGUGGCCUUUUACAAACCUUCUGGCAACAUUACCAACCCUGGCUACUUCGAGGAUAAUGUCAAACCUGCUGGAAGGUGAUCUGUUGAAUACGAAGCAUUAAGUUGGUUUUAUGCAUUUUAUUUAUGCAGUUUUUAAAAAAUGAUCCAAGAUGUAACAGAAAGUCAAUCGUCUGAAUAUAUUCCGUAUACAUAAACUUUGAGAGUAUGAUUGUUUUAUUUUUUAUGCUUUUUUAUUGCUUGGUUCUGGUAUUCUCAUUCUUUGCUGAGGUGGUAUUCCUUCCUUCACUGUGACUUAUAAUGUAUAGAAAGAGACUUAUAAUGUAUAGGAAGAUGAUAAAUCCUAAUAAAUUCUCAAAAUAUAUUUUUGACAAAGACAAUGCAAA